AUGGCUCGCGUCUACGCAGAUGUCAACCAGAACAUGCCCCGCAGCUAUUGGGAUUAUGAUUCAGUCAACAUCAGCUGGGGCGUCUUGGAAAACUACGAAGUCGUCAGGAAGAUUGGUCGGGGUAAAUAUUCCGAAGUCUUUGAAGGCAUCAACGUUGUCAACUAUCAGAAGUGCGUUGUCAAGGUGCUCAAGCCUGUCAAGAAGAAGAAGAUCAAGCGCGAGAUCAAGAUCCUCCAGAACCUGGCCGGCGGGCCAAAUGUUAUCGCGCUUCUCGACGUCGUUCGGGACUCACAGAGCAAGACGCCAUCCCUAAUCUUUGAAUAUGUCAACAACAUCGACUUUCGCAGUCUGUAUCCCAAGUUCAACGACCUCGACGUACGAUUCUACAUUCACGAGUUGCUCAAGGCCUUGGACUUUUGCCACAGCAAGGGAAUCAUGCACAGAGAUGUGAAGCCGCACAACGUCAUGAUUGAUCACGAAAACAGAAAGCUGCGUCUCAUCGAUUGGGGCCUGGCCGAGUUUUAUCACCCCGGAACCGAGUACAACGUGCGAGUGGCCUCUCGCUAUUUCAAAGGGCCAGAGCUGCUUGUUGAUUUUCAAGAGUACGACUACAGCCUGGACAUGUGGAGCUUGGGAGCCAUGUUUGCGUCCAUGAUCUUCAGAAAAGAACCCUUCUUCCACGGCAACAGCAACGCCGAUCAACUGGUCAAGAUUGCCAAAGUCCUGGGCACGGACGAGCUGUUCGACUAUCUGGACAAGUAUGAAAUCGAGCUCGAUGCACAGUACGACGAUAUCCUCGGCCGUUUUCAAAAGAAGCCUUGGCAUAGUUUCGUGACGUCCGAGAAUCAGCGUUUUGUCUCUAACGAAGCUAUCGACUUCCUCGAUAAGCUGUUGCGAUAUGACCACCAAGAACGACUCACCGCUAAGGAGGCCCAAGUUCAUCCCUACUUCGACCCUGUACGGGAUCCCGAAGUCUUCAAGCGCCACCUGGCCGACCCCAAUGGAACGUACAAGUCCUGA
Molecule: messenger RNA, 1020 nt
Organism: Ustilaginoidea virens
Lineage: Eukaryota; Fungi; Ascomycota; Sordariomycetes; Hypocreales; Clavicipitaceae
Exons: 6
Coding region: 1-1020 (339 amino acids)
Biological process (GO): regulation of transcription by RNA polymerase III; protein phosphorylation; regulation of transcription by RNA polymerase I
Cellular component (GO): protein kinase CK2 complex; cytosol; nucleus
Molecular function (GO): protein serine/threonine kinase activity; ATP binding
Source: RefSeq, a predicted model, not a curated record